UACGCGCGUACGUCGUAUAGCUAGCUCACGUACGUACGCUCAUGCGUGACGCUUUGCUCCACACGAAAAUUAGGAAGAUCUGAAGAAAAUGGAUCAAACUAAAAAGCCUUUAAGAAUACCUCCUCAGUUUGGCACAUAUGCCGAAAGGCAUGGACUUUUCGAGCUGUACAAGAGGUUGCUGGAAGGUGUGAUCGUUGCAAAACCUCAGGAUCCAUUGGAAUAUCUCCUGGAAGAGUUGAAGAAAGAAAACAACGAUGUUCCAGCUAUCAUUAUCCAGGGUCCUCCAGCUUCAGGCAAGACCACCAUCGCCCGCAUGGUAUGCACCAAGCUGCGUGCAGCGUAUAUCAGUCCGGACACGCUUCUGGCUGACGACGUGUCAUCACUGGCUGCAAGGGCCAAGGACCACCUCAAGCAGAAUGAGGCCAUACCAACCAACUUGUGGGUGGAGCUACUGUCCAUCAGGCUGAAGCUGUUUGACUGCAUCAAGAAAGGCUGGGUGUUAGACGGAUUCCCACAGACCCGGGAGCAAGCACUGGCCCUGCAGGAGGUGGGCAUCGGACCCAAACACUUCGUUGUCCUGGAGGCACCGGACACCGUUCUGAUUGAGAGACAGAUGGGCAAGAGAGUGGACCCAGAAACAGGAGAUGUAUACCACACCACCUUUGACUACCCAGCGGGCAGCGAAGUGGAGCGUCGGUUGGUGGAGCCCACCGAGGGAUGCGGCGAGGAGGCCACGGUGGCCCGUCUGGUAGUGUACCACCGCCACGCCCAUGGCUUACAGAGCUGCUACAACAAGAGCUACAAGGCCAUCAAUGCCGACCAGCCCAAGGCCGAUGUGUUCUCACAGGUCAUGACAUUCCUGAGCAGUCAGAAACGUUCCCUUGCUCCCCACACACCGCGUAUUGUUCUGCUGGGGCCAACGGGCAGCGGUAAGAGCGUGCAGGCAGCGUUGAUUGCAAGCAAGUACAACAUCAUCAACGUGUCAUCCGGUCAACUUGUACAGGAAGCAAUCGCUAAUGAGUCCAAGAUUGGAGAGGCCAUUAAACCUUACGUGGAAAGGAAUAUGCUAGUGCCAGACAACCUGAUGAUCAAGAUCCUGGACGAGCGACUGGCCCAGCUGGACUGCGUGACCAGGGGCUGGGUGCUGCGCGGCUUCCCCCGGACCAGGGAACAGGCCGAGAACCUGUCCAAGAUUGGUCAUGAACCAAACAGGGUGUUUUUCCUGGACGUUCCCAAUGACUCUGUGUACGAACGCCUAACGCUGCGCUCAUUGGAUGUGGUCACAGGCAGUCAGUACCACGCCCUGUACAACCCGCCCCGCACCAACCGCAUCAAAGACCGCUCCAUCCAGCACCCAAAGGACGCGGAAGAGAUCGUGCGCAACCGCCUGUCGCAGUACUACGCCUACGCCGAAGAGAUCGCAGAUUUCUACGAGGACGCACAGCACAUCAAUGCUGAUCAGGACCCCCACACAGUGUUUGAGUGCAUGGAGAGCAUGCUGGUGAAUCCGUUGCCCAAGCGACUGGUGCAGCAAGAUUAACGAGUUGAAAUUGGAGUGGGGGGGGGAUGGUGUGGUUUGAUGGCUGAGCUCAUCACGUGGUCACAGAUUUACAGUUGGCCUUUUCAUGGUACAUGCCCUUCUUGCAUUAUUCAGAGUGACUGUUUACCUUGCAUGAACCCAAUUUGUCUCACAGAAACUCCUGAUGUAACAAAGAGCUGUACUUGUGAAGUGCGGGGCUAAUGCGGUGCCAGCCAUCUUUCCAAAUCCCUUGAAAGUUUCAAAUGUUUUCUAUUCACAACCCCAGGUUUUUCAUGAAGGCUCAAGAUGUAUACCUUCAGUCUAGUGUGGUCACACUUGUUUGAUAAUCCAAUACAAAGUAAACCAAAAGCUAAAACAGUUAUUUACACGGUAAGACUACAGAACUACCAUUUGGCAGCUCUUGAAGAUGGCUUGACAUUUACUUUGUCUGCAAGAUGAGGGAUCUGACAUUUGAGUUGUCUCAUUCGAGGGGGCAUUGUCCCCUUGCCUCUGCCUUCAUAUUGACUUCCAUUUUGCAGACAUCAGGCCCCUAUCUCAUGCUAGGUGAGUCACAUUCACUUGGUGCACUAACUACUGUGAAGGAAAGGGAAAAAAAAAGGCUUACGACUCAAACUCUGAAGUUUGGUGCCUAGACACUGUUAUUCUUGGCCAAAGAAUAGCAACCUGUGCAUAAACCUGAGACAUAAUGGCCUCAAGUUACAUACUUCAUUUUUAUUCCUUAUGGGAGCCGAGAGGGACAGCACCUCCCGUGCUAUUCAACAUGGGAAUGCAACUUUUCUUAUAGUCAAGUGUAACAACUGUAACUUAGUAAGGUGAACGUCUAGCAGACGGAAACUCAAGUGGAACACGUUCAAAUUUAAAAACUGUUUUGGGGGAUGCGCCUGUUUUAAAAAAGAAUACAAAUGUGGGAAACAUCUGCAUGAAUGGAACACACCUGUGGAAAAGGUUUUGUAAUAUUGCCACAAUACCUUCACAAGAAUGAGAAAUAUGGCCGCAGCAUGUCUACACAUGGCUCCCGGAACACAAAGCAUGAUGCCAUUUCAUAUCUUUAACUUUUAAAAUCCAGUCAAAAUUACUCAAGGCUUUUCUCCUCUUUCAAUCUCUAUCUUAAAAGCCCCUUUUCAGUGUGUAGGUCAUACAGCCACAUUCCAGAACUGUAAAAGUUUAAUUUAGUGUCAAACUGUAAAUACUGUACAGAAAAGAAAUCUUCAAAUCCGUCCAACAUGUUAGCAUUUGAAUGCUACCUCUUUGAUCCAACAUUUCAAGUGUAUGAAUUGGAAAAGUAAAUGUUUCAGUGAGAUAAAAUACUGUUUAGUGACAUAA
Messenger RNA from Acanthaster planci (crown-of-thorns starfish), 2863 nucleotides. It is a transcript of the gene ak8, whose product is annotated as adenylate kinase 8. Gene Ontology annotation, biological process: nucleobase-containing compound metabolic process. The record is from RefSeq and is a predicted model, not a curated record. Gene Ontology annotation, molecular function: AMP kinase activity; ATP binding. NCBI's taxonomy places the organism in Eukaryota, Metazoa, Echinodermata, Asteroidea, Valvatida, Acanthasteridae.